Messenger RNA from Nicotiana tabacum (common tobacco), 642 nucleotides. Lineage: Eukaryota; Viridiplantae; Streptophyta; Magnoliopsida; Solanales; Solanaceae. The record is from RefSeq and is a predicted model, not a curated record.
AUGGAGGUUCCCUCUGUGCAUCCUGGACCCUACUGUUGCUACAGGGCAAUCAUAGGUCUUCAUACAUCUGGGAUGUUUGACUGGGCGUUGCUCACGGCUAUGAUAAAGCAAUGGAGACCAGAGACGCACACGUUUUAUCUGCCCAUCGGCGAGGCUACCAUCAUGCUUGAGGACGUGGAGGUUCUCUUCGGACUACCAGUUGACGGAUUACCUGUAGCUUACCCGCAUGCUCUUAGAGACUAUAGGGGAGUGCAUUACCUGCAUAUGUUGCAGCGACUCACCGAUUUCCAGCCAACGGAGGAGACUGUAUUGAGUGGGGCGAGUCGAUUGCAGCUGACGCCCGUCCGGCACCAUCUGGCGGCGAUGGAUGAGAAGAUUACAAAUGAUUCACCGGCGGAGGAUAUGGACCAGCACACGAGAUUGUUGUUGUUGCUGAUGUUUGAUGGUGUACUGUUCCUGAACACUUCGGAAACCCUAGUCAUCUUGAGAUUUCUAUAUCAUCUCGAGCGGCUAGAUGAUUUACCUGGUUACAGUUGGGGUGCAACUGUUCUAGGUUACCUGUAUAGGCAGAUGUGUCAGGCGUGCAUAGGCACCCAGAGAGAUGUUGCCGGAUUUUUACCGCUGCUGCAAGUGAAAACAUAG